This is a messenger RNA of Propithecus coquereli (Coquerel's sifaka), 938 nucleotides long. RefSeq names its product olfactory receptor 9I1. Gene Ontology annotation, molecular function: odorant binding; olfactory receptor activity; G protein-coupled receptor activity. Bases 36 to 938 code for a protein of 300 amino acids. Lineage: Eukaryota; Metazoa; Chordata; Mammalia; Primates; Indriidae. The record is from RefSeq and is a predicted model, not a curated record. Gene Ontology annotation, biological process: G protein-coupled receptor signaling pathway; sensory perception of smell. The transcript has a single exon. Gene Ontology annotation, cellular component: membrane.
AGAAUAAUCUCACCAUAGUAACCGAAUUCAUUCUCAUGGGCUUUACUGACCAUCCCGAACUGGAGAUUCCCGUCUUCCUGGUGUUUCUGAGUUUCUAUCUAGCCACCCUUCUGGGGAAUAUGGGGAUGAUUAUUCUAAUCCAAGUGGAUGUCCAACUCCACACCCCAAUGUACUUUUUCCUGAGCCACCUCUCCCUGCUGGAUGCCUGCUAUGCCUCGGUCAUCACCCCUCAGAUUCUGGCCACACUGGCCACAGGCAAAAUGGUCAUCGCCUAUGGCCACUGUGCUGCCCAGUUCUUUUUCUUCACCAUCUGUGCAGGCACAGAGUGCUUCCUGCUGGCAGUGAUGGCUUAUGACCGCUACGUUGCCAUCAGCAACCCGCUGCUCUACACUGCAGCCAUGAAUCCCAGAACCUGCUGGAGUUUGGUGGUGGCAGCCUACACCUGUGGGGUGUCAGGGGCCAUCCUGCGUACUGGGUGCACCUUCACUCUCUCCUUCUGUGACGACAAUCACAUCGACUUCUUCUUCUGUGACCUCCCACCCCUGCUGAAGCUCUCCUGCAGUGACACAACAAACACGGAGAUUGUCAUUGUCUUCUUUGGCAACAUUGUGAUUUCAGCCAAUGCCUUGGUCAUCCUGAUUUCCUACCUGCUCAUCAUCAAGUCCAUUUUGAAGGUGAAAUCUUCAGGUGGCAGGGCCAAGACUUUCUCCACAUGUGCCUCCCACCUCACUGCUGUGGCCCUUUUCUUUGGGGCCCUCAUCUUCAUGUAUCUACGGAGUGGCUCAGACAAAUCCCUGGAGGAAGACAAGGUGGUGUCUGUCGUCUACACCGUGGUCAUCCCCAUGCUGAACCCUCUGAUCUACAGCUUGAGAAACAAGGAUGUGAAAGCUGCCUUCAAAAAGGUCACUGGAAGAUUCCAGGUGUCUCAGAGUAUGUAG